Messenger RNA from Anoplopoma fimbria (sablefish), 4340 nucleotides. It is a transcript of the gene atf7a, whose product is annotated as activating transcription factor 7a. Gene Ontology annotation, biological process: regulation of transcription by RNA polymerase II. Bases 71 to 1531 code for a protein of 486 amino acids. The transcript has 12 exons. Gene Ontology annotation, molecular function: cAMP response element binding; DNA-binding transcription factor activity, RNA polymerase II-specific. NCBI's taxonomy places the organism in Eukaryota, Metazoa, Chordata, Actinopteri, Perciformes, Anoplopomatidae. The record is from RefSeq and is a predicted model, not a curated record.
CCAAGAGAGAGGAGAGGAGAGGGGAGCCGCAGAGAGGGGCGCAAGGUUACAUUGCAAGCUCUUUGCAAAAAUGGGGGACGACCGACCUUUUGUGUGCCAUGCUCCUGGCUGUGGACAGAGGUUUACCAAUGAGGACCACUUGGCUGUACACAAACACAAGCAUGAGAUGACACUGAAAUUUGGACCAGCCAGGACCGACUCUGUAAUUAUUGCAGACCAGACACCUACUCCCACCCGCUUCCUAAAGAACUGCGAUGAGGUCGGUCUGUUCAAUGAGCUGGCCAGCUCCUUCGAUCAAGACGACGAUGAAAAGAGAGCAAAGAACUCUCUCCAUGCUCCCAACUCUGUGGCUGUGGACAUGAGCAUGCAGACAGCAUCAGACGUGAAGGUGAAAAAAGAGGAACCUGUAGAGGUCGACUCCUCGCCUCCGAGCAGCCCUGAUUCUUAUUCUGGAGAUUCGGACUACUACGAGCCUCUGGUUAAAGGAAAGGACACACCACCCAGAAGUUCAGCCCCCACCCCGACUAUUGUGCGUCCAGGUUCCCUCCAACUACACUUGGGCUUCGAUGCCCUUCAGCCCACCAUGCCGUCACCCACCUCUGUCAUCACACAGACACCGCCUUCCAAUCGAACUCUGGGUUCGCCAACCAGCCACUACCCCAUGAUGAUGCUUCCCUCUGGUCAGGCAGUGCCUGUGCUCCCUGGUCCAGUACAGAUCCCCUCUGUCAUUAAUCUGGCCCGAACCAUGAGCAUGGUGCCCAACAUUCCUGGAAUCCCCGGUCCUCCUCUGGGAGGCAGCAGCAGCGGCUCUAACUCCCCUUCUGGCUACAGCAUCCACUCAGAGGCCAAGAUGCGUCUGAAGGCUGCUCUGUCCCAGCAGAGCCCGUCAGGAUACAGCAUGGGGAUCAUGUCCAUGGGCGGCAGCCCAAUGAUACCACAGAGGGCAGAGCAGAGCCAGCUGCUGGUCCAACAUCCAGAUGCUCCAUCACCUGCACAACCUCAGGUAUCUCCAGCGCAGCCUACAGGUGGGCGGCGGCGGCGGACGGCAGAAGAUGACCCAGAUGAACGACGGCAGCGGUUCCUCGAGAGGAAUCGGGCCGCUGCAUCGCGCUGCAGACAGAAACGCAAACUGUGGGUCAACUCUCUGGAGAAGAAGGCUGAGGAGCUCUGCAACAUGAACGUCUCGCUGUCGAAUGAAGUGUCUCUGUUGCGGAACGAAGUGGCACAUUUGAAGCAGCUGCUGCUAGCCCACAAGGACUGUCCUGUGACCAACCUACAGAAGAAGUCUGCCUACUUAGCUGCAGAAGAGAGCAUGAAAGACUCCUCAGAGCUCACAGGCUCCCCUGCCCCGGUGAUCCAGCACAGCUCUCUGGCACACAGCCCCUCUGCAGGGCACAACGGCCUGAGCUCAAGGGCAGCAGCUGAGGCUAUGGCUAUGUCAGUGCUGGCCGGAAUGGGCCAGCAGCAGAGGUCUGAGAGUGGACCCUCUCACAUUAUCAUGGCUGCACAGUCUCAAUCUGCUGCCAGAUGAUGAGCGAUGCCACCCCGGCCCAGACUUGGCUCACAAUCAUCACCCAGGGAUAAAAAAGAGCAGCGGACACCCCUCCUCCUAACUUCUACCAACAUAGAAGUCCAAAUUUCUCAUCUUCCCCUUUCGCCCUCCGCUGUGCUCCUCUGCUCUCUCUGACCCUCCUCUGGAGCCAUCAAGCUGUGGCCUGGAGCUCAGCAGCAGCCUUCUGGGAAUGGACUUAGACUUUUGAGAGAGCUUCCUGUUCACUUUGCCAUAGACUACAGGGGCUGGACUCCAACCUCCCAUCCUCGUUUCCCCCUCUGUGCCUCUCCGCUCAUCUCUCCUCACCCUCAGUCAAAUCGACUCUUCACUGGACUGUAGGACUGCAUCGCUCUGAGUGAAUGCCGCCAUCCACUUCCCAUGUGGACACGUGUUGCAUAAACAUUCUCGAUCAAAUCAGAUAGCAAACGACACACAGGGCUUUACACCGUUUUCAGCAGGGAAUUGUGCCUUGUGCUCCUCGACUUGUUAGCCAUGCACACACCCACACAUGCCGUCACAGCAUAGGUCCCUAUACAUCCGUGGCUCCAAAGAUGCAGUAGUUGUCUAGACGUCAGUGACUCGGCUCUAAAAAUAGUCACUCAAACCUUUUGUAAACGGUUCCACCACAAGGUAAUCUCAACAUGGACCCAAAAACCUUACCUCAAUUACCCCCCUUCAUGAUAAAAUGAAUAAACUGUGUGUGUGAUAAGCUCUGUGCGUAUAUAUUUAUGUACAUCAGAACAUAGCAGUUUGCCUACUCCUGAACUGAUACGUUAAUAGCUGGAUUGUUAGCAUGUGACUUUUUCUAUUAGGGUGUUAUGUUCUUGAUACAGCCAUGUGCAGCUAUAUACAUUUUUUGUUAUUAAUUGGCACAUUGUCCCAGAUAAGUCCACAGAACCAGAACCAAAAUCUGUUGGAUUGACAUUGUAUUAUCUAAGAUUAAUUGGUUUAAGCAACUUUUUUUUUCUGAUCUGAAGGGAAUUUAACCUCUCCCCUCCUCCUUACUUUCCCCAUAAAACAGACAGUUUUGCUGUUUAUUGGUUUGUAAGUGGAUGCCUUUUCCAUUUUAUAUGAAACGGUUCUAGUGACUGUGUGUUUCUCUGUGUGGGCCCUGGACUUACUGUAACUGUUAUUUUCACACUUCUCAGGAUGGUUGCACAUCCUUGCUGCUCGUUGGAAGUGCGAUGAACCCAGUCACCCUGCUCUUUACCAAACCUAAACUAAGCCAUACUGACCACAAAUCAGAUAUCCGAAUCACCAAAGACCACCUUGUACCUGUUCUGGAGGCGAAGUAAAUAGCCUUACUGUUAUUUUGUGACUCAGAGGUCAUAGUGACAAAAUCAACAAUUAAUCCCUGCUUGUUACUUGCACUUACACUCAGUCUCACAUACAAUGUCUGAUGAUUUUGCCUUAAAACCACAUUUGUGCCUCCGAUAAUCCCAAAAAACAAAAGGUUGCUCUAUGUGAAAAACAGUGGAGCCUCAGAAAACCUUAUGUGUAUGAACUUGUCAGUUUCAUCAAAUUAAAAACUCAAGUCAAUAAGGAAAAAGUGUUUUAACCAUUGAAGAUUCCUCCAAGCCUUUAAAAUGAAUGGUUAAUUAAACCAUUAGUUUCUUUUCAGUGACAUAAUACCAUCCAAUACUUGCCUGUCAUCUGGUGGAGAGACGCAGCAAAGACAUCUUCACUGGAAAAAGGCUUUGAGGGAGAUAAAAGUUCAGAUGUCUUUUGACUGUUUAUGAACGGCUCCAGUUCUUUAUAAAUCCCACCAAGAUAUUUCACCAAGAUAUCAGUAUAUUUUUUUCACAAACACCUAAACAAGCAGUUUGCUUUCAUUGUUUUUUUCUUCUUCCUGUAUGUCUUUCCCUUUUCAUUUGUCUGAUAGGAUCAUAUAUUUGCAAGAUGUGAUAUUUCAAAAUCAAGAUAUCUGUCCAUUAUCAUAAGGGCAUGUCUAUGUGCACUAAAAUAAUGCAAGUUUAUUGUUGCUAAAGGUUUUUCAGUUCUCUUGGUCUUUUUUCGGGGGGUAUCGGAACCUUUUUUAAAAUCAUAUUUCUCCUAUCUGUACUGUAUACAAUAAUGGAAAUGUGCCCAGCUAACUUUGAAACCUUUCACUUUUGACUGAAACUUUUGUCCUACAGUCCCAAGGGAGACCCCGACAUUUUGUUGUACUUCAGAGCUGGCACUAUAUUCGGCUGGCAGUCCCUUAUAGACGAUUUCUCAUAUGAAAUGAAAAGUCAAACUAUAUUUAGCUUUCAUGUAAUUCAUGUCAUUGGCACCUUUUCUGUCAUUUCUAAUUUUCUCGUGUUGUGUGCUAUUUUGAGCACUAUACAACCCUUUGUACCGUCAUAACGCUUCUGAUUGUACUGAUGAAUAUAGAAACUAAUUUCUUUAACACAGAGAUCUCAUUUUUUUUUGUUUGGUUUUCUACAUAAAAAUGUAAUUAGUCCUCUUUCAAAAAGUGAUUUUGUAAUAUCUUUAAAGAUAAAUUUGGUCGUGUCCUUUUAACUUAUUUUUUAAUUGGUCAACUAACAAUGACAGUCUAUUGGCAUAUUAUUGUUACCUAGAAUGGUUGAGAAAAGAGAAAUUUUAUGGAAAAACACAAACAAUGUGAAAGUUGCAUACUAUAUUGAUGUUUUUUCACACUCCCAUUGUUGGACUGAUAAUUUCACAAAUUGUCCUUGUACUGUACAUAUCUGUACUAUAUGAAUAUAUUUACUUUUCCAUGCAUGUCCAAGUGGAAUACUAUGAACACUUACAGUGCUGCAGUUUUAAUUAAAGAAACUACAUACUU